This is a messenger RNA of Gloeophyllum trabeum ATCC 11539, 2413 nucleotides long. Its product is annotated as kinase-like protein. The transcript is spliced from 7 exons. Gene Ontology annotation, molecular function: ATP binding; protein kinase activity. Gene Ontology annotation, biological process: protein phosphorylation; regulation of mRNA processing; spliceosomal complex assembly. Lineage: Eukaryota; Fungi; Basidiomycota; Agaricomycetes; Gloeophyllales; Gloeophyllaceae. The record is from RefSeq and is a predicted model, not a curated record. The coding region runs from base 115 to 2160 and encodes 681 amino acids.
CAAACGCAGGAACUCGCUCACGCGACUGGGAACGAGAGAGAUAGACGCGCGUACGGCAGACUGUGGCUUAUCUCCCGCAUCAACGCCUUUACAUAGCGACCGCCGACGUUCAACAUGUCCCACGGCUCUUAUUCAUCCGACCAUUCUGUCAUGACAGAAGACGAGGAGGACUGGGAGGAUUACUGCAAGGGCGGAUACCACCCUGUACACAUUGGCGACACUUUCUCUGACGGCCGAUAUGUCGUCGUUCGCAAACUCGGCUGGGGUCAUUUCUCUACCGUCUGGCUGGCGAAAGAUACAAAGAUGAACCGCCAUGUCGCUCUCAAAGUCGUUAAAUCCGCACCCCGCUACACCGAAACCGCGCUGGACGAGAUCAAACUCCUCCAGCGGCUCAUCACCUCCUCCACGCCGCCCGUCGAGCCCACGCCCGAAAACCCAAACCCGCCACCCUCACCCGCGCAGACGCACCCGGGGCGCUCGCACGUCAUCUCCUUCCUCGACCACUUCCGGCACAAGGGCCCGAACGGCACGCACGUCUGCAUGGUCUUCGAGGUGCUCGGUGAGAACCUGCUCGGGCUCAUCAAACGCCACCAGAACAAGGGCGUGCCCAUGCCGCUCGUGAAGCAGAUCGCGAAGCAGAUAUUGCUGGGCCUCGACUACAUGCACCGCUGCUGCGGCGUCAUCCACACCGAUCUCAAGCCGGAGAACGUGCUGAUCUGCAUCGACGACGUCGAGUCGCUUAUCGAGGCGGAGUUGGCCGCGUCAUCCGCGUCCAACUCGGCGCCCCCGACGAAGCUCAUCGGUGUCCCGCCCUCCAAGGGUCGUGGGGGCAACCAGACACCGCGCUCCGAGUCCGUCUUUAUCACCGGCUCACAACCGCUGCCAUCGCCGUCCUCGUCCUUCGGCUCGUCCUCCGUACUGGACAAGUGGUCGUUCGGCAUGAGCAAGAUUGACGACGGCGGCGCGAGCAAGCCUGCGAGCGUCGGCAGCGCCAAGGCGUCGGGAUUCGAGUCGGACAAGGAGGGACCCAAGCGGGAGGACUCGACGGAGCAGGCGGCAGAGAAGAUGUCUGGCGUCACGCUGGACACUGCAGAUUUUGGCAAGAGGACGCCUCCGCCAGCUGGGAGCCAGGCGGGGCCAUCGCUGCUUAGCCAGCAAGCUCCGACGAAUAUUGCGGCGGGUGAGCCUGGUGGUGAGGCGCCGGCAGGGCGGGAGAGGAGUAUGCCAAUGCCCUCGACAUCCACUUCCACUGACGUGCCUCUCUCGAGCUCAGCCAUGUCACAGGACUCCAUACCAAGCCGGGAUACAACCGUGUCGAGUAUCUACGAAGCGAACGAGAAGAUCACCGUGAAGAUCGCUGACCUUGGAAACGCCUGUUGGGUCGAGCAUCAUUUUACGGAUGAUAUUCAGACGCGGCAAUACCGGUGUCCAGAAGUCAUCCUUGGCGCCAAAUGGGGGCCCAGUGCGGACAUAUGGAGUGUAGCUUGCGUGAUCUUCGAACUUUUGACAGGCGGUGACUACCUGUUCGAUCCGGCGUCUGGCACAAGAUACAGUAAAGACGAUGACCACAUAGCUCAGAUCAUGGAGCUUAUGGGCGAGUUCCCCAAGAGCGUCGUGUUCUCGGGCAAGUACAGCCACGAGUUCUUUACGCGGAAAGGUGAAUUGCGGAACAUUCAGAAGCUACGGUUCUGGCCGCUCGAAGCCGUGCUGCACGACAAGUAUCUCCUGCCCAAGGAGGAAGCGGACACCAUCGCGUCCUUCCUCACGCCCAUGCUGCGGCUGCAUCCUGAGAAACGGGCAAAGGCGAGCGAGCUGAUACACCAUCAUUGGCUCGACGGGAUCGUCGUUCAGGGCGAGAUCGACGUGAUCCGCCGGGUGGAAGAGCUGGAGGCGCAGCGGAGACGGAUGCUCGAGGAGGCGUCGAAGCGCAGGUCGAGCGGAUCGGAGAGCGAGCAGCCGCACGUGGAGGUCAAGGACGCCGACGCCAUGAAGCCUGUAGACGACGUGGCUGCCAUGGGCGAAUCCUACUCGGCGGCAGCGCCGAAGCUCUCGACGCCAGUCCCCCCUUCAUCGACGUCGAAAGAGAACGCCAAUCACGCCGUCACCCUCGGGGCGCCGCCACCGGCGUCGUCGUCCAAGCCCGCUCGCGCAAAGAAAUGAUCGAAUAGAUGUUUAUACAGCGGAACAUGUAUCGUUGCUUGCCACUGCACGCUUUCCCGGAUCGGCUACGUUUCCCUUUUCCCAUUCCACUCCACGACGCACACCCUACGGAUUACCCUAUUUACACGUCGCAUUGUUGUUUUCCAGAUGUUACCGAUCACAUUCUGCUUUGUAGCGUAGAACGUAUCAUGUAUCGCGAUUCGGUAUAACUCCCGAUGUAUAUGAUAUAUGACGGCACGCGCCAAUUAUUUCC